Gongylonema pulchrum is the source of this 813-nucleotide messenger RNA. NCBI's taxonomy places the organism in Eukaryota, Metazoa, Nematoda, Chromadorea, Rhabditida, Gongylonematidae. The record is from the annotation of a GenBank genome assembly.
UUGGCAAGCCGUCUUGAAAAAACUAUCGUAACUGGAUUUCAGGCCCUGAAGGACUUGCAUCUCAUUGGAUUCAUACACCGCGAUGUGAAACCGCUUAAUUUUUCUCUCGGUUCAACACAGACAACACGACGACGAUUAUUUCUGUUUGACUUUGGUUUAGCGCGACAAAUCUUAUUGCCUGUGCAAGGAACAAAUGAGCUGAAACUUCGCGAACCGAGAAAGAAGGUAACUUUUCGAGGUACGGUACGUUAUUGUUCGGUGAAUGUUCACGAUAACAAGGAGCAGGGUCGGCAUGACGAUCUGAUUUCGCUGCUUUAUACAGUUGUUGAGUUAAUUACUGGGGAGUUGCCAUGGCGAGGAUUGAAUCGACGUGACUGCGCCAACGUGAAGCGGAGCAUACCCGAUAAAAGACUUUUCAAUGUUUCUUUCAUUCGAUAUUCCGCUGCAAAACAACAUUGUCCAGCAUGUUUCACAACACUUUAUACAUAUUUGAAAGGGCUUGAAUACAAGGAUGUGCCUAAUUAUGAACUGAUCAAGGAUAAACUCGAUGAAGCACUGCGAGAGAAAAAAGCCACAGAGGAUGCACCAUUCGAUUGGGAAAAAGGUGGACGAUAUUACAAUAAAACAGGCCAAAACAAAAUAGUGCCUCGAAGGAACAAAAAUCCGGAUGAGAAAGUGGAAAAAGACUCGCAUUCAACGAUAGCUGAAGAAGCACCGUCAACAAUUGAAGAUUCAGCAACGGACGGAAAUACAUCUGGCAUGUCGACAGCGGAUCCAGAAAACACUCUUGAAGAUCUGCAGGAACUCCAGUAG